CUGAUGAAGGAGGCCGACGCCAUCAAGCUGUUCGUGGGACAGAUUCCCCGGAAUCUGGAAGAGAAGGACCUCAAGCCUAUCUUUGAGCAGUUUGGCAAGAUCUAUGAGCUAACUGUGAUAAAGGACAAAUACACUGGCAUGCACAAAGGAUGUGCUUUUCUGACGUACUGUGCUAGAGAGUCGGCAUUGAAAGCCCAGAGUGCUCUACAUGAGCAAAAAACACUACCAGGGAUGAAUCGGCCAAUCCAGGUGAAACCGGCUGACAGUGAGGGCAGAGGAGAGGACAGGAAGUUGUUUGUGGGCAUGCUGGGAAAGCAACAGAGCGAUGAGGAUGUCAGAAGGCUGUUUGAGCCCUUUGGCAGCAUAGACGAGUGUACUGUGUUGAGAGGACCUGAUGGCACCAGCAAAGGGUGCGCUUUUGUAAAAUUCCAAGGACACGCUGAAGCCCAGGCUGCUAUCAACAGCUUGCAUGGGAGCCGCACAAUGCCUGGAGCGUCGUCCAGUCUGGUGGUGAAGUUUGCCGACACAGAGAAGGAGCGGGGGCUGAGGAGGAUGCAGCAGGUGGCCUCCCAGCUAGGCAUCUUCAGCCCCAUGACCCUCAACUUCCCCGCCUACAAUGCUUACACACAGGCGCUUGUCCAACAGCAGGCCCUGGUUGCCCAGUCAGCGUACUUGUCUCCUGUGGCAACAGUUGCCGCUGUACAGAUGCAGCAGAUGGCAGCCCUCAAUGCCAACGGAAUCAUUGCCACACCCAUUACACCCAUCACACCGUCCUCGGGUACAAACACUCCACCAACUAUCGCAGCAACACCUGUGCCAGCGCUCCCUCCGCCAAUGGGAGUGAAUGGUUACAGCAGUGUGCCAGCCCCCACCAAUGGGCAACAAGCAACAGAAGCACUAUACACCAAUGGCGUUCACCCCUAUCAAGCUCAGAGUCCAGCAGCGUUGGACCCCCUACAGCAGGCAUAUGCAGGCAUGCAACACUACACAGCGGCUUAUCCUGCUGCCUACGGAUUGGUCGGGCAGCCGUUCCCCCAGCAGCCAACACUGGUUGCCCAGCAACACCAGCAGCCCCAGCAACAGCAGCAGAGAGAAGGUCCAGAGGGCUGUAACAUCUUUAUCUACCACCUGCCUCAGGAGUUCAGUGACUCUGAGAUGUUGCAGAUGUUCCUGCCUUUUGGCAAUGUCAUCUCGGCUAAGGUGUUUGUUGACCGUGCCACCAACCAGAGUAAAUGCUUCGGAUUUGUGAGUUUUGACAACCCAGCCAGUGCUCAGGCCGCCAUCCAGGCCAUGAACGGCUUCCAGAUCGGCAUGAAGAGACUGAAAGUGCAGCUCAAAAGGCCCAAAGAUGCCAACCGCCCAUACUGAGUGACAACUGAGGCAAGGAAGAAGAACUAAAGAGAGGUGACAUUUCAGAGUCCAGCCGAGGUGGAAUCCCAGGGUUCAUAGUGCUUUCAGACUGUCUGCUACCUUUGAGCGUCCAGGGAGUGCAGCCAC
Molecule: messenger RNA, 1497 nt
Organism: Chelmon rostratus (copperband butterflyfish)
Lineage: Eukaryota; Metazoa; Chordata; Actinopteri; Chaetodontiformes; Chaetodontidae
Product: CUGBP Elav-like family member 3
Exons: 13
Coding region: 4-1368 (454 amino acids)
Biological process (GO): regulation of alternative mRNA splicing, via spliceosome; mRNA splice site recognition
Cellular component (GO): cytoplasm; nucleus; ribonucleoprotein complex
Molecular function (GO): mRNA binding
Source: RefSeq, a predicted model, not a curated record